CCCUGCCCUGAGCCCUUAGCACAAGGCGCCCUGUGAAAUUAAAAUUUCUUUGGCACUGGGGGGGCACAAAGGUCAACAGGACUCCAUUUUUUACCCGCUCCUGGCACGGCACAUCGCCCAUCAUCCUCUUAAUUUAGGGUAUCUUAGGGAACGGCCCCCCCUAAAUUUCAUCCCGUUCCUUGUCGUCGUUGGCCCCAACCUGAAAGUGACCUCCGCCCACUGUCGGCCGGUACCUUUUUUCGCUCGCGUCUUCCUUGUAGCGUCAGGUAUUCCCCCAAUUUUCGUUCAUUUCCACCUGCAUUUUCCAUUCUCGUUGCUUCGCGCCGAUUAACAAGGCUUACCUUAUUAAUAAAUCAAAGACGGGACCCGAGGCCACCCUCUCUCUCUUUUUCUUUACUGCCUCAAAUAAUUACCUCGCCCUUCUCCUGCCCUUUCUUUGUUUUGUUUUGUUCUGUUCAGUGUUUUUAGUUGUUUCCUCUAAAACAAUCUACAAAGCAUCCCUCCACCCAUUAUCCCCCCCCCUUGUCCCUGUCGAGCAACUUUGUCUCAGACCUUGAUCUGUACUGUACUGUACAUAGAGUUACACUACAAAACGGUGCCGUACUCGUGCCCGCCCUCGGAGAACGUCAUAUGCACCAGUCUCCACGCGCAAAAAACAGAACAGCGGCUCUCGCACUCACACACCCAUAACAAUCCAUACACCCACCUACGCAGCACAGCACAGACGCCACCCUGAAUUGAGAUUGGGGAAAUCCUGCAACUUGGGAAUCAGCCGCCUUUUCUACUCCUCUUCUAGCUUCUACUCAAAAGCCCAGUCCGGCCCGGCCCUGCAUUGCAUCUCACUUCUGCCAUCGACCCAUAUCAAAGCACCCUCACGCACAAAGCAACCACCCCAACCAACAACCUACUCUACUCUAUAGCAGUUGACGAUGUUUGUCUUGCUGUUAUAGCACCACUGUCCUCAGGGACACUUUUAACGCCUCCUUCGACGCUGCUAUUGCCCAGGCAAUAACACAACCGCAACGUCUUGCACCCCAACUACUAUACGACACAUACAACUGCACGCCUUCUCGACUACUUCAACGACUAUUAUCCUAAUCUCCUGAUCACGAAUCGAACUUCCUGUUUGGAUCCUUCAGCUCAACCCCCACACUUACACCCCAAAGUCGAAGCACUCUAUCUACCAAUAUGACUACCAACAACCCAGACACCCUAUGGGUGGCUCACGGUUCAGAAGAGCUCGAGGAGGCCGACGAGCCGCCUGAGAUAACCCUCAAGAAGCAGCAGUUUACUGCCAACGAUUUCCAGCGAACUACCAUUCGACCUCCUACUGAAAAGUCCUCUCUGUUGACCAAGGCCAUCAAUGGAAACUCAGACGACGACCUCUACACUCCCCAGGCUAUCUCACGAUCCAUGGCCAACACCCAGCGACGUCGCUCCCUUGUUAGCAACAUUAGCCUCGCUUCGACCGCCGACCUCACGAGCGAUACUGGUUUUACUAGCCCUUCGAGACCGAGCACACCAAGCCCUCCUCUCCCUGAAAUGGCCAUGCUGCGCUUGCACGAUGGACGUGCUGCCGAGCCUACGCAUGUUUCUUUGCUAGGUGCUGCUGUCAGGCUACAGCAGGGCAAGACUGAGGAGCCUCGCAAGCGAAGCAUUCAGUUUGCAUGUGGUGGCAAGCCCGUGGUCCAAGAACAACCCCCUCGAUCCCAACCUAUGGUCAAAGCGCCUUCUGCUCAGGAAGCUCCUCGCAAGUCAUGCAUCAAGUUUGCAUGCCCAGCUCGACCCGCCUCUACUCAGAACACUCCUCCCCGGCACACCGAGAACUGCGCCAAGAAGGACGUCACACCAAAGGCCGAAUCUCCCUCAACCCCCAGGCGAACUUCAGCCCUGGCGUUUGCCGCACCUCGCCAGGUCACACCUCGCCGACACUCCAUGUCGCGUCCUAAAUUUCUCCGCGCCAACUCCUCUGACCUUGCCACAGACGGCUCACAGUUCCACGAGUUUGCUAGUGGUAUCACCCGAGAGGACGAUUGGAUCCGACGUGAUAGCAAUGCUGUUGCAACUAAACUGACAAUCAAUGACACUCUGACCAAGGAGAACAACAUUCGACGUCUGGCUACCGAGGCAGAGGAAGAGGCGCAAGAGGAAGAAGACGAGCUCGAGGACGAGGAGGAUGCUGACGUUGACGACGAGGAUGAUGUGGACGAGGAUGAAGAUGAGGAUGAGGACGACGAACUCGAUGUUGAGCUCGACGAGGAUGAAGAGGACGACGAGGAGGACGAUGACGACUCUGAUGGCUAUCACACCGAUGAAGAGACUGGAUUCGCCGACUCCGAUGAGGAUGAUGAGGACGAUGACAUGCGUCUCUGGACUCCUGGAGCCAAAUCUGUGGUUCAUAUCGGAUCGGGCGCUACUCUCAUGCGCCGCCCUUCCCUUCACGAGUUACAGUCUGACUCUUCUAUCACUACCGUGGAUAACCAGCGUGCCAACCGUCGCUCAAAGCGCGUCAGAUAUGCCGAGGAGGCUCCUGAUCUUCCCGACAGCACUGACUUUGUCUGCGGUACAUUGGAUGAGGACCGUCCUCUCGAGGAAGCUUACCUUUCAUGCCUCGCAGCUCGACGAAAUGAGAAGCUUCGCGUCAUUCCUCAGGACAUCGACCCCAGUUUCCCUGCCUCUGAGCCUGAGGAGGAAAACGAGGGCGAGAUCUUCAACCCUGUUCAUCACUCAAGUGACGAGGAUGAUGAGUUCUUCCAGGGCAAAAUGGAGGAUCUUCAUCAUGAGCGUGACCGUCCUCGUCGCCGUCGCAAGAGCGAGCAUGCCUCUCCCAAGCGAUUCCGCUCUCCUCCUCCCAAGCGUCAUCACUCACCCCCUCCCAAGGUCCGAGGCCGAUCACCCAAGCCUCUGUUUGACCGUCAAUCCCCUCGAAAGGCCAAGUCCCCAGCUCCUAUGCGCAAGCCCAUCACUACUCCUCUUGGAUCUCCUCGCUGCGGCCAAGUCAACUUCAACCUGGCUGGUCGCCCUGGGCUCACUCACACCAAGUCUCUUCCACGUGGUGGUGCUAUGUGCCACCAGCGAAAGCAGGCCCGACACAAGGUCAAAUACGACAACGAUACCCACAUCCGUGGCGCUAUCGAUAUCGUCAAGGGUCUGGAGAGUAAGCGUCAGCGACGCAAGGAGAAGUUCCACCAAAAGUACUGCAACCGCGCUCGACGUGGCCAGAUCCCCGAGCGCAAGCCUGUUCCCGGACGCGGCACGGAACGCAUGAGGGAACUCGGCCUUCUUAUGGCUGGCAAGAAGGACCAGACCAACUACGUCCUUUCCAUCUAAGCAUGCUUUCAAUUUAGACUGCGAGACACGUUACGACGAAGAUGAUACAUCUUACACGAUUUAACUUGAUGACUCAAAUGUCCUUUCUUACACCUUCUCGGCUAGGUCUCCGAGAUUGUUUUACUGUAUAUACUGAUAAUGGACCCUGGAUGCUCGCAAUGUUCGAGAUUUCCUGUACAUAUUUUUUCUCUUUUUUCUUUGUCAUACUGCAUAAAGCGGCCGGACAACGCUCGCUACUGGCGGAAAGGAGCUUAUUUUGAACUGCUUGGAUACCCGAUACAGCAUUUGGUAUUACUGGGUUACAUGCUCGGCGUUGGAUGAGAGGCUAUCAUGACAUAAAUGCAUUUAGCGGAAUAUCAAUCACGACAAUGAUUCUCUGCCAUAUA
Fusarium odoratissimum NRRL 54006 is the source of this 3716-nucleotide messenger RNA. RefSeq lists its product as uncharacterized. NCBI's taxonomy places the organism in Eukaryota, Fungi, Ascomycota, Sordariomycetes, Hypocreales, Nectriaceae. The coding region runs from base 1189 to 3330 and encodes 713 amino acids. The record is from RefSeq and is a predicted model, not a curated record. The transcript is spliced from 2 exons.